Messenger RNA from Geodia barretti, 321 nucleotides. The record is from the annotation of a GenBank genome assembly. NCBI's taxonomy places the organism in Eukaryota, Metazoa, Porifera, Demospongiae, Tetractinellida, Geodiidae.
AUGUUCUUUGAGUUGAGAGAGUACCGCACAAAGCCGGGACAGAGAGAAAACUGGGUCAGGUUUAUGGAAGAGACCAUCAUUCCUUUCCAGACGGGCAAGGGCAUGGUCAUAGUCGGGAGCUUCGUGGGUGGGGAAGAGGACGACCUGUACAUCUGGGUGCGCCGGUUCGCCAGCGAAGAAGAUCGCGAGCGCCUGUACGAAGCCGUGUACGAUAGCGAUACUUGGAAGAACGAAAUUGCGCCUCCCAUUCCUGACAUGCUGGAGCGCGACAAGAUUGUCGUUAGGCGAAUCGAAGCAACGCCCCACUCUGUGAUUCAAUAG